Molecule: messenger RNA, 2859 nt
Organism: Mytilus trossulus (common blue mussel)
Lineage: Eukaryota; Metazoa; Mollusca; Bivalvia; Mytilida; Mytilidae
Product: gamma-aminobutyric acid receptor-associated protein
Exons: 3
Coding region: 201-554 (117 amino acids)
Biological process (GO): autophagy of mitochondrion; macroautophagy; autophagosome assembly
Cellular component (GO): autophagosome membrane; cytosol; autophagosome
Molecular function (GO): GABA receptor binding; ubiquitin protein ligase binding
Source: RefSeq, a predicted model, not a curated record
UAAAGUCUUAGUCACAACAAACCAAAAUAUAUAUUUUUUGAAUAUAGACUCAAAUUGAAACGUAUAAAUUAAAAAGAAAAUAGAACUAUUUUAGUGUGCGGAAUAUUAUUUUGUUUAUAUCCGAAAUCGGCCAUAUUUGUUGACAAUUUGUUGCAUCAAACAGAAAGAAGAAAAAUCUGUAAACGUAUCUAAAAGAAAUAAUGAAGUGGGAAUACAAAGAAGAACAUCCCUUUGAGAAAAGGCGUGCUGAGGGUGAAAAAAUCCGAAAGAAGUAUCCAGAUCGCGUUCCUGUUAUUGUAGAGAAAGCACCAAAGGCCAGAGUUGGAGAUUUAGACAAGAAAAAAUAUCUGGUGCCAUCAGAUUUAACAGUUGGACAGUUUUAUUUCUUGAUCAGAAAGAGAAUUCAUCUGAGACCUGAAGAUGCUUUAUUUUUCUUUGUAAACAAUGUGAUUCCUCCAACAAGUGCAACAAUGGGAUCUCUCUAUCAGGAGCAUCAUGAGGAAGACUUCUUUCUAUACAUAGCUUACAGUGAUGAAAGUGUGUAUGGAGCCUAACUAAAGAGUGGACUGAUGAUGACCAAAACUGUACCGGGAACCAGUUCUUUUAAAUCUAAUGCUUGUGUAUGGUAGAUGUGAUCAGACACGUUAUAUAUGUUGCUUAUGCAGAAUUUUACCUGACUUUUUAAAGUUUCUGUAAUUCAUGUGGUGACAUUUUAUAAACACAAUGGCAAAGAUCAUACACACAUUUUAAAUUUAAGAGUUUUUUUAAGUCUCAAUACUUGUUCUAAUAUUUUGUAGUCUUCAAAAAAAAAAAUGCUUUGAAAAAGAAAAAAAGAAAUAACUUCUGACUGUUCAUAUCUUGAUAUAUUUAUACAUUUUUUUAAAAUCUUAUAUCCUUUUAAUAUAAUUAUUCCCUGUUUAGCAAAGACAUUUUUCAACUUUUUUUUAUAACUUUGAUAUUCUAUCAAUAUUCUACAAACACACAGAAAAGUUUUGUUUGGAUCUAGUGAAGAAUUGUACACAUAAGUGUACAACUAUGUUAAAAACAGAUAACACUGCCUGUUUAAAGAUAUGUAAUGCAAAAUAAGAAUUUUGCAGUAAAUAUACACGUUAAGAACACCCUUAGGUAGAUACUGUUCAUUCAUUAAACAGUUUUCUUUUUUAUUUGUUGAAUACCCUGUGAAAGAAGAUUGUCGAUUAUUUUUGUUGAUAACAACACUAGUGUCAUGCAAUUAAUACUGAAUAUACAAUAGUUAUAAUGUAAGACUAAGAGUGAAUUACCAGCAUUUAUUAAAAAUUGACCAUGAAAUUCACCCGUGUGUAUUGUAUAUGUUGUUAUGAUAUAUUCUACCAACUAACUGUUUUUUAAAUAAUUUGUGAUAAUUAUGUAUAUAAGUAGUGUAUAUUGUUAUUAUCUCUUGUUUUUAUUGUUAUUUUAUCUGUAUGAAUGAUCAGAGAAAUAGAUGUAAAUAUUUUAAUUUUGUUGUGGUAUCAUUUUAUCUGCUGGUAACUGGAUGUCUCGUAUCAGUGGGAAAGAUAUGGGAUAAGACUGCUUUUGUUAUCACAGUACACACAAGAUGUUAUGGUUUAAAAUCAACUUGUUUACAAUUGGCUAUAGCAGUUCGCAUUAAAAUAAGGAGAUCUUUUAUAAUAUGACAACUUUCUACAAUUUAGAUUUUGUUACUUUUUGUCUUUUAAAACUUUCAUUGGUCACUCACUGGCCAUAUUAUAUUUUUCUCUUAAAAAAUGAUAUUUAAUAAAUUUCAAUUUUUUUCCUCUGUAAAAUCUUCUCAAAACUUAAAUAGUAUUUUCAUUCAUGCAUUUUUUUUUGGUAAUUAAUCUGAAUUUACUGCAACAUAUUGUGUGUACUGUUCUAAUGUCAUCCGUUUUAUCAAUCUGAAAGCUUAUCAUGUAACUGAGGUCUUUUAUGGAGAAUGGAUUAGUAUUACUUUUUAUUGUAAAAGCUGACUUAAUAUAUGCAGAUACUAUUUUUAGCAACAUGUCUAUUACAAUCUAUUUGUUUUGAUAUGUGGACAAUAAAAAUAAAUUUCAUUGAAAUCAAAGUUCUGAAAGAGCUGAAGUUAAUUUUUGUCAAAAUUUCCUUAAUAUGCCUUUUCUCAGAUGGAAUAAAUAACAUUGAUUAGUGAAUGAAAAUAUGUGUAUAGUAUAUCGGUGGUUGCUGUUUAGUUGCAAAAUGAAUUUAAUGUUUCUUUUGUGGAUUUUUUUGGUCAGUAUAAUCCAUUUAACUUAUCUAUUUUUAAUGUUUGAAUAGAUGGAAUGGUUUUGCAAAUAAUUUUCUCAUGUUAACAUAGAAAAUCUAUAAUAUAUAUUUAUACCAGAUAUUUAUUCUUAUUUAGAUGGUAUGUACCAAAAAAGUCAUUUAGGUUUCAAAUGAUUGCAAUGUUUAGUGUAUAGGUCUUAACAAAUUUCAGUAAUAGUAAUACUGCCAAAAGAUUUUGGCAUAUCUCACAACAUUCUAAAAAUUAAAUUCUGUUUCUCAGGUCUUUUUACAAUAAUACUUGAAUAAUACUUGAAAAAGGGACCACUAUUUGAAUUUAUAAAUUAGAUUAUAUUUUACAGAUAUGAUUGAAUACUACAUGUAUUGUCUUUUUGACAUAUACCAAAUAUACCGGUAUUUUAUUCAAACAUGUAUAUAUUAAAGUUAUAAAGGCCUGUUCAACAGACACAUGUAUUUUAGAUGUCCAUACUAUUUUACAUAAAAUAACUGAUAUGCUAAACUAAAGAAAGUCUCUUUGUCCAGAUAAAUUUUGAUUUUAAACCACUUUCAACAUACAUUUGUUUUGGCAUAUAUUGCAUCUUGUAAAUGUUCAUUUAUAAAAUAAAAUAUUGUUCAUCUAAA